ACGGCGCGCUCUAAGAUGGCGGCCAACGUGUUCCCGUUCCGCGACGCCCGAGCCGCGCCGGAUCCGGUGCUGGAGGUCGGACCCGUGGCACACGGGCCGCUGCCCCUACCGCUGGUGCUGGACAAUGGGUCGUUCCAGGCCCGUGCCGGCUGGGCGUGCCCCGGGCCGGAUCCGGGCCCCGAGCCGCGCCUACAGUUCCGCGCGGUGUGCGCCCGCGGGCGCGGCGGGGCGCGAGGCGGAGCGGGCCCGCAGGUGGGCAACGCGCUGGGCAGCCUGGAGCCGCUCCGCUGGAUGCUGCGCUCGCCCUUCGACCGCAACGUGCCCGUCAACCUGGAGCUGCAGGAGCUGCUGCUGGACUACAGCUUCCAGCACCUGGGCGUCUCCUCACAGGGUUGUGUGGAUCAUCCCAUAGUUUUGACAGAAGCUGUGUGCAAUCCUCUAUAUUCACGCCAAAUGAUGUCUGAACUCCUUUUUGAGUGCUACAGGAUCCCCAAGGUUGCCUAUGGAAUAGACAGCCUCUUCAGCUUCUACCACAAUAAGCCAAAGAACUCAGUUUCCUGUGGGCUCAUCAUUUCAUCUGGAUACCAGUGUACACAUAUUUUACCCAUCUUAGAAGGAAGGCUAGAUGCCAAAAACUGCAAACGCAUCAAUCUUGGAGGAAGCCAGGCAGCAGGUUACCUCCAGCGACUCCUCCAACUGAAGUAUCCGGGGCACCUGGCGGCCAUCACUCUCAGCCGCAUGGAGGAGAUCCUGCAUGAGCACAGCUACAUUGCUGAGGACUACGGGGAAGAAUUGCAAAAGUGGCAGUGCCCUGAUUAUUAUGAGAACAAUGUCCACAAGAUGCAGCUUCCAUUUUCCAGCAAGCUCCUGGGCAGCACUCUGACCGCUGAGGAGAAGCAGGAGAGGCGGCAGCAGCAGCUACGGCGGCUGCAGGAGCUCAAUGCCCGACGGCGAGAGGAGAAGCUGCAGCUGGAUCAGGAGCGACUGGACCGACUACUCUAUGUUCAGGAACUUCUAGAGGAUGGAAAGAUGGAUCAGUUUCACAAAGCUCUGAUAGAGCUGAACAUGGACUCCCCAGAAGAGCUGCAGUCCUACAUACAGAAGCUCAGUGCAGCAGUGGAGCAAGCGAAACAGAAAAUCCUUCAAGCAGAAGUCAACCUCGAGGUGGACGUGGUGGACAGCAAGCCAGAGACCCCUGACCUGGAGCCACUGGAGCCAUCUCUAGAAGAUGUGGAAAGCAUGAAUGAUUUUGAGCCCUUGUUUUCAGAGGAAGCACCAGAAGUGGAGAAACCUGUCACCACUGUCCAGCCCGUGUUUAACUUGGCAGCAUAUCAUCAGCUGUUUGUUGGGACAGAAAGAAUCCGGGCUCCAGAAAUUAUUUUCCAGCCCUCGCUCAUAGGAGAAGAGCAGGCGGGAAUAGCGGAGACGCUUCAGUACAUUCUGGACAGGUACCCAAAAGAAGUUCAGGAGAGACUGGUCCAGAACAUUUUUCUCACUGGUGGGAAUGUGAUGUAUCCUGGGAUGAAAGCCAGAAUGGAGAAGGAACUGCUGGAGAUGAGACCCUUUCAGUCUUCUUUCCAGGUUCAGCUUGCCUCGAACCCCGUGCUGGAUGCCUGGUAUGGUGCUCGUGACUGGGCUUUGGACCACAUGGACGACGAUGAAGCCUGGAUCACCAGGAAGGACUAUGAAGAAAAGGGAGGAGAGUACUUCAAGGAGCACUGUGCCUCCAACAUCUAUGUCCCCAUUCGCCUGCCCAAGCAGGCCUCGCGUACCUCAGAAUCCCAGGCAGCAGGCAAAGGCUCAGGAGCCAACGAGCAGGCCUAGCAGAGGGCCCUCCAGAGAGAGAGCUCCGCACACAUGGCCUUUGGCAGUGUGAUGGGACAAGGACUGUGCUAGAUGUAUUUGGCUGCAAACUGAAUUUCUCCCGGGGAGAACAGACAUAAGAGCAGCAGGAUCAUCUUGUACAGAGUUUCGUUUACCGGGGGCUACUGCAGCGUGGAAAGUCUGAGUGGCCAAGUGGCAUCUGGAAGCUGGUACCAAGUUUUGUCGGCAGCUUCCAGCGAGCAAUGAAUGAAGACAUGGAGGCCAGGGUGUACAAAGAGCACUAGACUUAUUUCUUACUGCAUUUUCAAGCCUUUUUUGUUCUAAAAAAAAGUUAUGAAGUUUUAUCAGUGUAUUUUUUCCUACCGUAUUUAUUCAGAAAUUGUGUGAUUGCCCAGAGGGGAAGGUCCUUCAUAUAUUAAAAGCUGAUAUUUAUAUUAAAGAAGCAAGUGGUCACUUUGAAAUCUCAGGAGCUGGGAAUAUUUGCUGCCUCCUAUUAUUUCCCCUUUAAAUAAGAAACAGAGGAAAGGAGAGGGUCACCACCACCUUGUGCAAAGUCACUCUGCUAGCUAAGGACCUGCUUGGUGCCCUCUUGUGAGUGAACGGAAAUAGAGCUAGUGGCUCAACUUUUAUUCAUACUUUGUUUGUUGGAGACUUUUCUACUACAUGAGACCUUUCUACAAAAAUUUUAUUUCUAUCCCUGUGAGUUUGUUGGCUCCUUAAUGUUUUUAAGUCUCUCUGAAAGAAAUCGACUGAAAAAGGUAGAUCCUGUAGCCUUUAUCCUGCCACAAUCUCACUUUCCCUGAGCUUUGGUGAGUCUUGUAGUAGGAGAAUCUGAGACAUCUCAUUUGUUACAUAGUGAAUGGACAAAUAACCCCUCUUUUAUGGAGAUUGCUUGUUGGGAGUUCUAACUCAUCGAGAAUUAAGCCCAGAAACGCUCCUGAGCUGCUAAUAUCGUUGUCACAGAACCUGUGCAUUUGGAUCCCAUGGUGCCUCAGCCUGCCUGCUGAUGAGGCUGCUUUAGAACCUGGAUCCAGCUCUCGAGGGUUUAGAAACUCAGACCAGGAGGGAGCUGUGGUGGUGGAGGAGGAGGUAGGAGACUCAAGCGGACCCAAUAAUUUUCAAGGCAUGGUCCAGUAAGCCACUGGCCAUUGUGGCUGGGCCCAAGGACUGAUGAGAUGGCAGGAAACAUGAAUUUUGAGUGGGCUUGGGAUAGAUGUGAAGAAAGCAGGACUGAUCUUAGCUGGGCAAGAGGGGCUGGGGCAGGGGUUCAGUAGAAGAGCUCUUGUCUAGAAUGUUUAAGGCCUGGUUGGAUCCCCGCACCACAGACACAAUGCAACAGUAACAAAACCCCAGUCUGAAAGGCAGUGGUGGGGUCAAAGGACUGCCUUGGAGGUCAUGUCCUCAUGGAGAAAGACCCUGGGCAGGUCUUUCUCAAUUAGGCACUUUGUGACCAAACAAGCUAGCAAGCUGGAUGUGCUCAUUCUCGCAGGUGAUACACUGAUAUACACAGGAAAGUUGGGGGCCGUGGUGAGGGUCAGGCCAAGGGGCUGAGCCUUGAGCUGUCCGGUUUCUUCUUUCUUUGAGCAUGCCAGGCUUUCUGUGACCAGCUUUGCACAUGCAGCCUUCCUCAUUCUUUCCCAGCACACUAGGUUUUGGUACCCCAGGGGUUUCCUCAGCCCCUUGCACAAGCCACCAGCCAGACGUUCACCACCUAGCUGUGCUUUAGGCCCAGGUGGUUUUUUUUACACUGUUAUGUGUUCCUCAAGAGAAGGAACAGAAACACACUACAUCAAACAGAAAAAAUACAUAAUUUUAAUACAAAUAAUCUAUUUUUAAUUUUUUCAUGUUUUUAUGUAUUUGGGGCAUUAAUUCCUUAUCAAAUACAUCAGUUCAUAGACUACCCUUUCAUUCUCUUUAUUCUCUUUUACUAGGCAGAGUUUUUUUUCUGUUUGAUGUAGUCUGUUUCUGUUUUUGAUUAAGCUUGAAGUGUCCAGAGCCCAGAGUUGCAUCUGAAGGGUACUGAGGACUGCAGGGAAUAUGUCCAUGGUGACGCCUUGAUUUGGGGCCUUGGCCUCCAAAACUGUGCAAGUAUAAAUAAAUAUCUGUUGUUUUGAGCCCCAAGUCUGUGGUAGCUAGAACAGCAGUCCUUGGAAACAAGUACAGAUGGCCAGGUUCAGUCCAGGAGUGAGUCUGAGACAGGUAGGAAGUAGUUAGCCACAGGGGAGGAGCAACUUGCCCAUGAGUUGGAGGAAUCCCAGCAUAGCAGAACUCGGAACAUCAGCAGAGGUUUCCCCCAGGAAAGCGGAGAAGCAGAGGGGAAGGGGCUUGGAACAGUUCCGCUCUUCCCCAUCUCUCCAGCCCCAGCAGUCACGGUCUACUCUCUGCUUCUAUGAGCUAGACUCAGAUACCUCAUAAGAGUGGAGUGAACCAUGCAGAUUUGUCCUGUGGCUGGCUUGUUUCACUAAAUGUCCUCCAAGUCCUUCCCUGUUGUCACCAGUGGCAAGAUUUCCUUUUCUAUAACUGGAAAGUGUUAGUAUGUUUUUACCAUGUUUUUAUCUGUUCGUCUGUUAGACAUUUAAGUUGCUUCUGUGUCUUGGCUGUUGUGACCAAUGCUGCACUGAACAUGGAAGUUCAGAUUCUUCUGAAAUCCUGAUUUCAUUCUUUUGGAUUUAUACCAAGAAGUGGGGUUGCUGGGUCCUGUGGGUUCUAUUUUUAAUUUUUUCAAGGAAAUGCCAUACUGUCUUUCAUAGCAGUUGCACCAUUUUAUGUUCCUACCAACAGUACACAGGGUUCCAAUUUCUCCACAACCUCACCAGUUCUUGCUAUUUCAUGGCUUAAUUUGUUUUAUGUAGUAGCCAGACUAAUGGAUUUUGAUAAGAAUUGCCCUGAUGAUUAGUGAUAUGUAUCUGUUGGCCAUUUGUAGGUCUUCUUCAGAAAAAGGUAUUCAAAUCCUUUGUCCAUCUUUUAAUUGGGUUUUUGUUUUUGUUAUUGGAGUUUUUAUGUAUUUGGGGCAUUAAUUCCUUAUCAAAUACGUCAGUUCAUAGAUUACCCUUUCAUUCUCUUUAUUCCCUUUUACUAGGCAGAGUUUUUUUCUGUUUGAUGUAGUCUGUUUCUGUUUUUGCCUUUGUUGCCUAUGCUUUCUUUGAGUCUUAGCCAAGGAAUCACUGCCAUAUCUGAUGUCACAAAUGUUUUUCUUCAUGUUUUCUUCUAGGCAUUUUAUGCUUUCAGUUCAUAGGUUUAGGUCUUAACAUAAAUAAAUUUAUAUUAUUAUACAAUA
This is a messenger RNA of Marmota monax (woodchuck), 5101 nucleotides long. It is a transcript of the gene Actr5, whose product is annotated as actin related protein 5. NCBI's taxonomy places the organism in Eukaryota, Metazoa, Chordata, Mammalia, Rodentia, Sciuridae. Gene Ontology annotation, biological process: regulation of DNA-templated transcription. The record is from RefSeq and is a predicted model, not a curated record. Gene Ontology annotation, cellular component: Ino80 complex; cytoplasm. The transcript has 9 exons. Bases 16 to 1824 code for a protein of 602 amino acids.